Trematomus bernacchii (emerald rockcod) is the source of this 2233-nucleotide messenger RNA. RefSeq lists its product as uncharacterized. NCBI's taxonomy places the organism in Eukaryota, Metazoa, Chordata, Actinopteri, Perciformes, Nototheniidae. Gene Ontology annotation, molecular function: protein tyrosine kinase binding; MHC class II protein binding. Gene Ontology annotation, cellular component: external side of plasma membrane; membrane raft. The record is from RefSeq and is a predicted model, not a curated record. Gene Ontology annotation, biological process: interleukin-15-mediated signaling pathway; positive regulation of ERK1 and ERK2 cascade; T cell activation. The transcript has 13 exons. Bases 61 to 1365 code for a protein of 434 amino acids.
UUCAACAUUUCUCUUUAAGAGGCAGCCACUCUAGAGCCUAACACGAAUACAAGAGACACGAUGGACGAGUUAAAACGGAUUAAAAUGUCUUCACUUCUUAUUCUGCUGCUUCAGUUUACAGGGACUGCAAUUGGACAGCGAUACCUCUACCUCUCUGUCAGAGUUGGAGAUGAAGCCAAUCUGCCGUGUAACAAUGUGACCAAUGAUCAGGAUGAAUGUAACAGUACUACCUGGCUCUUCACUGAUUCAAGAAGCUCAGUAAUUCUGGUUGAAAAUGGGCAGAUUGAUAACCAUGCUAAAUCAGACAGACUGAGAGUUACAGAGAAUUGUUCUCUGGUUGUAAAGAAGGUCACAGAGGAGGAUGCUGGUCAAUACACCUACAGACAGUACAACAAAGCAAAUCAACAACAAGGUUCAGACUCUGAUGUUUAUCUGUCUGUUGUUACCAUGACUGAGCAUCAGGACAAUGAUGAGGUGACGUUACGCUGCUCUGUGUCGAGAUAUGGAGGGUGUAGACACAAAGUGAAGUGGCUGCUUCAGGGUCGAGAUGUGGAUGAAGAUAACAACGAUAUAAGGACAUCAGCGUCUAACUGCUCUGCUUCUGUGACAUUUCUGACUUCUCAUUUUAGUUACACACCAAGGUCUACGUUUUUUACUUGUGCAGUAACAGAUGCUUACAACGUGCAGACCUUCAGGCCUCAGUCCUCAGAUGAGGACCAACAAGCAGCAACACCAACAACAACAACAACAACAAUUACAUCAGGUUACAACCCUAACCCAGUUUCAGAUUGGUGGUUGUACAUAGUUGUGGCUUUGCUUCUCGUAGCACUUCUAACAACCAUUGUGGCUUUCAUCACAUGGAGGAAAAUGAAAGGGAAAGAAGCACGGAAAAGUGACAGUGUUGGACAGACCUCAAACCCUGCAGUGAAUUCUCCAGAGACCAACCCGGCCACAGCUGAUCCUGAAGAAGGAGUUUCUUACGCCUCCAUCAGCUACACCAAGAAUACCAACAAAAAAGCUGAGGGACAGACCUCAAACCCUGCAGUGAAUUCUCCAGAGACCAACCCGGCCACAGCUGAUCCUGAAGAAGGAGUUUCUUACGCCUCCAUCAGCUACACCAAGAAUACCAACAAAAAAGCUGAGGGACAGACCUCAAACCCUGCAGUGAAUUCUCCAGAGACCAACCCGGCCACAGCUGAUCCUGAAGAAGGAGUUUCUUACGCCUCCAUCAGCUACACCAAGAAUACCAACAAAAAAGCUGAGGUUAAGAUUGAGAACGAUGCAGAUGAAGGUGACGCAGUGACUUAUUCGACUGUGAAAGCUUCCACCAAUGAUCCCAACAGCCUCUACGACACCAUCUCCUAACCACAAUCACGCCAUCACACCUUUUCUAAUCUCUGUUAAUGGUUUCAUGAUCAUUUUCAGGAUGGAUUCAUAUAAAAAGCUUCAUUUUGAUGUACCGUUUGACUAGUGGUGCAAUGUAAGAAAAAAGGGGAAGUUAUACUUAGCAUGUUUGGGUGGUUGCUUUAUAUAUAAAUGACCUCAAUACGUGACAGAUAGACUUCCUGUACAAUAGUUGUGUGCUCAGUGAUGGAUUUGCUCAUCUUAUGCUAUAGUAUGUAUUUUCAUAUUGUUAUUUUAGUAAUUAUGUUAUAUGCAAAGAAAUGCAGAAUCUGUUCUUUAGUUUCAUCUGUAAUUGUUUGAUAUGCAAUAAUUUGAUCAUGUAUGUUUUAUUUAGCUUUCCCUAUAUUGUUAUUAAAGUAUUUAAUGAUGUAAAAUGACCUAUUAUUCAGCUGGAUGCGUGCAAACUGUGGACAUCCUAAAGUAACUUUGAUUAAUGUCCCAUGAUGUCAUGUCAUGUACUGUAGGAGUUAGAAAAGGAAAUGAUGCUCUUGAGAGUAAGAAUAGAGGAAUGAUGAGGAAGAAAGUCACAAUGAGGAAGUGACUCAACACAAGAAGUAGAUAAUGCAUUUAUUUUGAGAAAGCAACCGGUUUUGAGACUCUUAAAGAUUGAGCACACAAAGGAAAGAGAAGCAGAGAUGCUCUUAUUGCACUAUUCCACUUUUCUACUAUUUUUCUUUUUGUAUUUACUUGCAUUAUUUUUUCUGUUUUAUUGUGUUGCACUGUUGGAGGAGCCUGUGACCUAAGAUUUCCACUGUCAUAUCUACACUGUAGCUAUGUAAGCAUGACCAAUAAAAGCCUUGAACCUUGAGAUGCAUGAUGGUUAAAGUCA